GCACACCCGCACGCCCGCGCUGACGAGCGGGCUUCAUGCUUGCUUCACCCGCGCCCCGUCUGGUCCUUAUCGUCGCCCAUUUGCCCCCUAAUUUUCACCCAGAGACGAGCGCGAUGCGGGUCCUGCUCCAGCGCCGUGGCCCAAUGGCACCCGCCGCCUGGUGGUGGAGGGGACAUCCAGGUAGCAGCGAGCCGUUCGCGCGUGCUGCCCCAACGCCCUGGCGCCCUGACAAGGUCCGAGGAUGACUGCGGCGACCCGGCCUGCCCGAGUCAACUACACGCAGCCGUCGAGCGGGGAUCGGCGAGAUUGGGCAAGAUAGCCACCGCGCCAGCGGCCAUAAAUACGCUGCCUCAUCCCCGCCCUGCCCAUCUCGCCGCUCCCCGAUGUCCUCCCUUGCCCUCCUCGCCAUCCCCCGCCAUUCCCUGCCCGGAGAUACCUCGAGGAGUCCCUGCCGCUAGACCAGACUAGGCUCCCACGGCUCCCCGUCGCAGCAGCAACCAUGGGCGCCGCUCCGCCCGACGAAAAAACAAUCGGCCUGGGCCGCUCCCCCAGCGGCAGUGCCCCCUCCGACAUCCAGGCCGGCGGCGUUAUCUCCAGCGAUGGCGGCGCGGGCAUCGCCACUACGUACGGCGAGACCAAGCGCGGCUUGAGCCCUCGCCACGUGCAGCUCAUGGCCAUUGGUGGCUCGAUUGGAACGGGACUCUGGAUCGGAAUCGGUGGCGUACUUACCAAGGCCGGGCCGCUGUCGCUCGUGCUUGGCUACAUGUUCUGGGGACUUCUCUUCAUCUGGCCGCUCAACCUAUGCGUCGCCGAGAUGUGCGCCUACCUGCCCAUCCGCGGCUCCAUUUUCGAGCUCGCGAGCCGCUUCGUCGACCCGGCCCUCGGCUUUGCCAUGGGUUGGACCUACUUCUUCGCUGGCGUCAUGCUUGUCUGUACGGAAUACUCGGCCAUCGCGACCAUCAUCCAGUAUUGGGAUCCAAAAACGAACCCUGCCGCCUGGAUCGCUGUUGCCAUGUUCUCGUGCAUCAUCGUCAACGUGGUUGCCGUUAAGUGGUACGGCGAGGCCGAGUUCAUCAUGGCGUCCACCAAAGUCCUGCUUCUUUUCGGCCUCAUCCUAAUCACCGUCAUCACCAUGGCCGGUGGCAACCCGCAGGGUGAUGCCUACGGGUUCCGCAGCUGGGGCAACGGCAACUACAUCCACCCCUACGUCGCUGAGGGCGCCACCGGUAACUUCCUGGGCUGGUGGAAGGUUGUCAUCUACGCCGGAUUCACCAUUGCCGGCCCCGACAUGAUCGCCCUCGCGGCCGGUGAGAUCCAGAACCCGCGCUACACCAUCCCCCGAGUUGCCAGCCUUGUUUUCUACCGCCUGGUUGGAUUCUACGUCAUCGGCGUCCUCUGCGUCGGCAUCAUUUGCAGCUCCGUCGACCCCGGUCUCCUCGACGCCAUCAAGAACAGGAAGCCUGGCGCCUUCUCCAGCCCUUGGGUGGUCGGCAUCGAGCGUAUGGGCAUCAGCGUCCUUCCCCACGUCAUCAACGCCGCCAUCAUGUUGUCGGGCUGGUCGUGCGGCAACGCCUACCUCUACUCGGCCAGCCGCACGCUGUACGGCCUGGCGCGCGACAACCAGGCACCCAAGAUCUUCCUCAAGUGCACCAAGGACGGCGUGCCUAUCUGGUCUGUCGGUGCCGUCUCGCUCAUUGCGUGCAUCACCUUCCUUGUCGCUUCCGACUCGGCCGUCACCGUCUUCUUCUGGUUUGUCGACCUGACCACCACGGCCCUCAUCAUGACCUACACCAUGAUGAUGAUCGCCUACAUCGGCUUCUACCGCGCCCGCAACGCCCAGGGCAUGGACCCGGCCACUUUGCCCUACCUGGCCCCCUUCACCCCUUACACGAGCUACUUGGCCCUCGUCCUGGGCUGCACGGCCGUGCUGUUUGUCGGCUUCGACACCUUCUCGCCGUUUUCAUACCGUGACUUCAUCACAGCCUACUUUGCCUUCCCCUUUGGCACCAUCAUGUUUGUAGGCUACAAGGUCUUCAAGAAGACCAGCUUCGUCAACCCAGCCGACGCCGACCUGAUCUCGGGCAAGAAGGAGGUGGACGAGGAGUGCAGGCACUGGGAGGAGGGCGGCAUCCAGGAGAACGUCAAGGCACGUCUGGCCGAGAUGAGUUUCCUGCGGAGGACCUGGGAGAAGAUGUGGUAGAGGGAAAGUGCAGGAGAGUUCCAUGGAAAAUGUCUCCCCGCUUGAACGGUAUUUCCGUCUAGUCAUUUCUGUUUUGGUAUAGCGCUCCCCAAUUCAGUUUUCUCAUUUAAAUCAUCAAUUACCAAUCUUGGGUAUCCGUUCCACGAAGGAAGUCGUCUCGCCCAUUACCCCUUGAGCC
Gaeumannomyces tritici R3-111a-1 is the source of this 2378-nucleotide messenger RNA. Its product is annotated as proline permease. NCBI's taxonomy places the organism in Eukaryota, Fungi, Ascomycota, Sordariomycetes, Magnaporthales, Magnaporthaceae. The transcript has 2 exons. Gene Ontology annotation, biological process: amino acid transmembrane transport. The coding region runs from base 500 to 2200 and encodes 566 amino acids. The record is from RefSeq and is a predicted model, not a curated record. Gene Ontology annotation, cellular component: membrane. Gene Ontology annotation, molecular function: amino acid transmembrane transporter activity.